Hyalella azteca is the source of this 9735-nucleotide messenger RNA. It is a transcript of the gene pyd, whose product is annotated as tight junction protein ZO-2. NCBI's taxonomy places the organism in Eukaryota, Metazoa, Arthropoda, Malacostraca, Amphipoda, Hyalellidae. Gene Ontology annotation, molecular function: cell adhesion molecule binding. The transcript is spliced from 24 exons. Bases 215 to 5368 code for a protein of 1717 amino acids. Gene Ontology annotation, biological process: cell-cell adhesion; protein localization to cell-cell junction; cell-cell junction organization. Gene Ontology annotation, cellular component: plasma membrane; bicellular tight junction. The record is from RefSeq and is a predicted model, not a curated record.
UACACUCCUCGGGGCUCGGUCCUCAGUCCUCUGCUCGUAGUUGAGAUUUUGACAGUUCAAUGAGUGAAUGAGCUAAUGAAAUUGUUAAUUUACUCUAUAAAAUGAGUUAGGAUUUAAGGGAGAGUAAAUUUAUGUAACGAAUAAGAAUAUAUCUUGCUAGCCGAGUAUGAAGUAACAUCGGUAUGCUUAACUGGUGCUGUAUUGAUAAAGCAGUAUGAGUGAAGACAUUGGGAUGAGUUCUUGCAGCACAUCCCCUGAUGAUGGCAAAGCUGCAGGAGGACUUCCAGCUACAGAAGCAUCAUCAGGCGGAGGUAGAACGAGUGCUGCCCCACAUGACAGCGAACCUUCUCCUCGGGAGGCCACACCUGCCAGCUUCAGCUCAGGCAGCCGUGAGUUCAGCUUGAAGGAUGGGGCCACAGGUGUCACCUCUUCAGGCACUCCUGGAACGGCUCCCCCGAGUGGCCGGCACUCCUCCCUGAGUCACGGCACGCGGAGCAGCUCGUACGCCGCCCUGGCCCACACACCUCCUCUGGAGGCCGAGCUCACCAGCCACACGCCGCGGCCAGACACUCCCUUGAGCGCCACAGUCCCGGCAUCCUAUCUCUCCCACACACCUCCACAUGACCGACCACAGCCCUACGCCAUGUCGGCUCUACACGCUGCUCUCCCCAUGGGAACUGUUGUGCCGCCAUUCCCGACUGGUCCCACAUUCGGUGGAUCAUCUACGUCGCUCACUAUGAUGAACAAUCCUCUUGCAAACCCUGGAGUUUCUUAUUCACGCUACUCGGGCGGGGGAGCAGUGAUGUCUAUGGAGUCCGUUGGUUACGAUGCAAGCAAUGAACCGAGUUUAUAUUCAGCAGGGGACAACUAUGGAUAUUCUAGGAUUGAUUCAAAAUUGACAGACGACGACUUCGCUUACAUGGAUGCAGAUGAUGCAGGCAGUAGGAAAGGACGGUCGUCGAGUUUGAACUAUUCAGGUCUGUACGGACACGCGAGGGUGCCCCUGGCAUCUUCAGUAAUGUACAGCUGCGAGUCACUCGACAAUGCCAACGAGUGUUUGGAUAACCAGCCUGAUCGAGCGAUAUAUGAAGACGAGUCCAUAUUUGAUCAGCCACCUCCUCCCGCCCCUUCUUCGAAGCCUAUAGACAAGUCUGUAGGCGCAAAUGAACUCUCCUAUUACAAAAAUUACUACGACGCCACGUCAUUUAAUCAAAUGAUUGCUUCCUCAGCCAAAGCAUCGAACAGGGAAAUCUCGCUGAAUAGGCUGGUGAACGCCUACAGUGACGGCUUCACGCCCGUAGGUCUCACGGAGAUGCUGGAGGAUCCCGUCGAGGAGGAGGAGGGAGGAGAGCGUGUCGUGUGGGAGUUUCGCACGGUGACCCUGACUCGAGUGCCGCGGUUUGGGUUUGGUAUCGCGGUGUCGGGUGGUCGCGAUAACCCACACUUCCGUAACGGCGAUCCUUCCAUCGCCAUCUCGGACGUACUCAAAGCUGGACCUGCUGAGGGCAAACUCGAAGUGAACGACCGUCUGAUCUCUGCGAACGGCGUGAACCUGGAGGGCGUGGAGUACGCGCGCGCUGUGCAGGUGCUGCGCGACUCUGGGGCGAGCGUACAGCUGCUGGUACGGCGGCGCGUGGUGCUGCCUCAUGCGUCUCCCCUCACACACUCCAUUACCCUCACUCGUACCAAGAAAAAAGAGGACCUGGGCGUGGUGCUGGGCUGCCGUCUCUACGUCAAGGAGAUCGUCCGAGGCAGCCUUGCAGCCAAGAACGGACAGCUGCGGGAGGGCGACGAGCUCGUCAAGAUCAACAACUCCAACACUGACAACCUGAGCCUGAAGGAGGCGCGGAAGCUGCUGGACAGCCACAAGGAGGAGCUGCAGCUGGUCGUGCGGCGACAGGCGACGCCUGCUGCUGGGGGCGCUCCAGCCGCUGCAGCUAAAGACAACCUGAGCCUGAAGGAGGCGCGGAAGCUGCUGGACAGCCACAAGGAGGAGCUGCAGCUGGUCGUGCGGCGACAGGCGACGCCUGCUGCUGGGGGCGCUCCAGCCGCUGCAGCUAAAGGUACCAUCAUCUUGUACGCUGGUGGAGGGCCGUCGGAUUUUCAGUAUGGCAGCGUCGGUGAGGGCGGGGGUGUUGCGUCCCCCACCGACAACGGUGCUGCUUCUCUGCCCCCUCGCCCUCCUCUUCCCCGACCUGAAGAUUACUAUACCCAGCGUCCCCCUAACUCCCCUAACACGCAACACGGCUCCCCCACCAAGCCCCAGGGGUCUGUUCCAGAGCCUCGGUACGUGAGCUUCCGCAAGGAAGGCAGCGUGGGCAUCAGACUGACGGGCGGCAAUGAAGUGGGCAUCUUCGUGACCGCCGUGCAGCCAGGGUCCCAAGCCCAACUACAGGGCAUCGUUCCGGGCGAUAAAGUACUGAAGGUGAACGACAUGGACCUGACGAACAUGACGAGGGAGGACGCCGUGCUCUACCUCAUGAGUCAGCAGGACCAGAUCGAGCUGCUCGUACAGACGCGCCUCUUCGACUACCAGCAAAUACUGGCAUCUCAGAAGGGCGACUUGUUCUACAUAAAAACCCACUUCCAUUAUGACCCCGAGGGAACUGGCGAACUGAGUUUCCGAUCUGGGGACAUUUUCCGCGUCGUGGACACCUUGCACUGCGGCGUGGUGGGCGCUUGGCAGGUGGAGCGAAUAGGCCGCAACAACCAAGAGACGCAGCGAGGCACCAUCCCGAACAGGGCGCGGGCCGAGGAGCUCGCCACGGCGCAGUUCAACGCAGCCAAGAAGGAACAGACGCAGUCAGAGUCUCGCAGCGGCUUCUUCAAGCGCAGACGCAACUCGCGACGCUCCAAGAGCUUAGGAAAAGACCACUGGGAGGACGUCAUGUUCGGCGAGUCCGUGUCCAAGUUCCCUGCAUACGAGCGCGUGUCGCUGCAGCACCCUGGCUUCGUGCGCCCCGUUGUGCUCUUCGGACCGCUCGCCGACGUCGCCAGGACCAAACUUCUCGCCGAUAACCCCGACAAAUUCUCAAGUCCUCAGCUGGACAGCAACGGCGAGAAGCAGCAGGCAAGCAUCAUCAGACUGAGCGCCAUCAGGGAGAUCGUGGAGCGCAACAAGCACGCGGUGCUGGACAUCACCCCCAGCGCCGUGGACCGCCUCAACUACGCGCAGUUCUACCCUAUCGUCGUCUACCUUAGGGUCGAGUCCAAGCAAGCCGUCAAGGAGAUGCGCGCGGGCUACCCUAAAGGGCGGCAGAGCAGCAAGAAGUUGUUCGAGCAGAGCUUGAAGGUGGAGCGUCUGUGGGGCCACGUGUUCACGUCGACCCUCACCCUGACGCAGCCCGACACUUGGCCCCGUAAACUGGCCCAGGCCAUUGCCCAGCAUCAGGCCCAGCCUGUGUGGAUGGCCCAGAGCAAGCCCUCGGAGGCGCUCUCGGACGACUUCCUCUUCCCGAUGACGUCCCGCCUCUCGUACGCGUCUUCCCCAGAGUCUGACUUGGAGGGCGGCUCUGACCCCCACACACCCGUCCAUGCCUCCCACCUCUCGUCCUCCCCGUCCUCACCCAUGACCCAGUCUCCGUCAACGUCGGGCGCCCCCACCCCCAGCCAUGGGUCAAACCUCAUGACCCAAAGGUCCCGUCUUGUCAAGAGUUCGUCUGACCCCAGCAUUGCUGCACCAGAAGAACUAUCAUCGAGUCAUCACUCAGGACCCAAUAGCGGCCCUUACUCCUACGGGGCACCUAACAUGGGCGCCGCACCCCCUCCCUACACAGCAAGUCCUAACAGGAUGCCUGCACCUGGCGACAGCAGCUUAGGCCUCCCCAGCAAGACAGCCCCAAGUGGUGGGGACAGCCAGUACGGGUUUGGGGGCACAGCUGUCGACGAUGCCCCACAUCCCCCACAUCCCCCUCCUGUACCGCGAGACCCUGAUCCCCUUACCGGGUCUAGUCCUCCCCCCUCCACAUCCCCCUACGGACAGCCCCCCUACUCCUCAUCUCCCCCCAGCUCAUUAACGUAUGGCUAUGGUCCCCAGCAGACGGGGAAGCCAGUCCCUAAUGGGUUACCCAACAAAAGCUCCUCCCCGUACAGCGGGGUUCAUCACCCACAUUUUAGUCACCACAGCCGCCUGCCUCCACCACCUCCUGCUAACGGUGCCAGCAAUAAUGGUGGCAUCAACCAUGCUGCUCCUGCCGCUACUUCCACGCCCUCCACCAAUAAUAAUCCUCGCUUUGCUCACAACCAACAUCCACCACAACCACCUCCCCCACACCCACCAGCAGCCACCAGCCCCACAUCCAUGCCUGGCUACUCCCCACCCAAGACGCACCCAGUUAAUGACAGUAUACCUGCCAACCCCGGCCACCGUAUCCCCAAUAACAACAAUAAUCACGUACCAAAUAACGGCAGCUACGUGCCUAAUAACCACGUCUCCAGUAUAAGUAAUUACAGUAGUGGUAAUCACGUGGGUAGUAACAGUAACCCCCACGGUAACAGUAACCCCCAGGGUAGUCAGGCCCCCCCCAGCAUCCACAGUCCAGGCUACGACCAGUCGGACGCGUCGCCCCCCAAGAUCGACAGGUCCAAUAAGCCGGGCAAGCCCCGCCUGCCGCCUCCGUCCGGCAACGAUUUCCGUAAUUUUAAUAGCGAAUAUGAGACUAAUUAUACGAACAGCUCGCGCAAUAACCGUGAGGAGCAGCACAGGAAGAUGGGGUACGGUCCAGCUCGUGGCCCCAACAUCGGCCCCAAUGCCCACGACGACCUCAAGAGCAGGUACCACUACUCCCCCGGCACCCAGCAGUUCCCCGCGUCACAUCCCACCCAGCAUCACUCACGCCCCAGGCCUGGGGAACACCAUACGCACCAUCCCCGCUCCUCAUCACAGCCCCCAGCGUACCAUGGAGAAGAUCCAUACAGUCUGAAGCCUGCGCCGCCACCGAAGAGCAGCAUGGCCAAGCCAGUGCCUCCCCCCAAGCCCCGCCAUCAGCCCCGUGGGGACGUGCCACAGCCGUGGGGGGCGAGGGAAGGCCAGACGAUGCUAGGUGCCAGCAACGGGCGCCUCAGUGACGACUACAGUGCAAUAGACAGCGGCCACGGCAGCAGUCUUGAGAGGAAGGCCGACACCUUCACUAAAUCUCCCUACCAAAAGCAGACGCAGGGCUCGCAAGGCUUCUACCUGAACGUGCCCAUGCCGGGCUCCAGAGGGGAAGGCCCGAAGUCCACUCCUGGUAUGGAACUCCCCAACCACGACCAUCGCGGCAGCGCCUUUGAGCUUUACAAGAAACCUACCGACCCUCGAGCUCGGUCACAACAGCCUCAGCAGCAGCCGCACUACUUCCCUGGUCCUGACGGUCAUCCUAACAGGUGAGAAGCCCCCCGGUCCUCGCGUGCUGUGCGGCCCCCGAGGCCUCAAGUUUGAAAGGCCAGUCUUUCUGCGUCUGCCCGCCGCUGGUGGCGGCGCACCUGCAAGCCAAGCAACGACCACCACAACCACUCCAACCACUGUGUCCACUGCCACCGGCAACCGAACUAAACUAUCUGCGAUGGACAAAAGAAUUGCUGGUUUCCUCUUCCGAUCUCCUCCUCUGCGCUUUAGUUUCCGGUCCUCUAAAACUAUGGCUCACCGAACCUCAACGCGUUCGUUGCUGAGCUACUCGAGUUCCUCACUUGCUUCCUCGCCGUCUAAGUUGUUUCCUACUAACUUCCUUCCCACGAACCCGUUUGCUGACACUUACCUUUCGUCGUACAGAGAUGAGCUUCUUACUUCCUCGCUCGCACCUAACCCUGCCUGGGCAGAGGCACUCCAGUCCCAAGAAGAUUUGUACUCGAGAGGAACAGCAGACGACGAUAUGGACGUCGACGGUGUUGAUAGUCCUGGCGCGGAUGGCCAGACUGAAGAGUUUGUUUCGGUUGCAGUCGAUCAUUUCUAGGACAUUUGUGAGCCACCGUCUGGUCAGAUUAAACGAUAAUUUACAUUUAUUUGAGUUACCUGUUAGGUCUAGGAGUGAGUGGUAUAUUAUGUUUCUCCUUCACGGAGAUAUUGAGCUGCCUGUGAACUGAAGUUGAAAUAAUCCGCGUUCUUGCCAUAUUGCUUGCAGGGUUUAAGCCAAAUGAUGAGAUUUAUUUAGAAUUUUUACGGUUCGGUGUCUGUUUUGUGUUGACGAGUGUGGUUGCUUCAGCCAAGAGAUGCCGUAUUUUCGUUGUGUUUACUUCCUAUUUGUUGGACACAUUUGGUAAGGUAACGUUCAUGCCUCGCAUGUUGAUAUGAUUACAGAAAAAUAACGGAGAUAAAUUAUAAAAAGAUUUUGAUAGUUUAUUAUCUCGCAACUAUUGCGUGUUGCUACCUAGUUGGCGCAACAAGAACUUCUAACAUUGGGCAUCUUAUUUACAGAUAAAAAGAAUUUCGUUAGCCGCUGGGUUGUCUCCAUAUUGGGGCCGAUUUUCUUGCAUUUCGCUAAUUUUGCAAAUCGUGAAGUAAGAUUAAAGAUGACCACAUAGAAUUUGACUCCUGUGAAUUGGCAAAUGUAUCUACAUGCUUAUUCCUGAUCUUUCUGAGCUCACUAUUGUUCAAUUUCAUCUUUAUUGUCGUUUCUUUCGGAUUAUCAUUGGAUCCUCAACAAAGGCCGGAAUUUUUAUACGACGAGCAUUUUAAAGCACAUUCUAAGAUAAAAAUGCCGUUUCUUCUCUUGCCUAUAAUGCCUUCUUUCACAAUUCCGUAGCACGCAAUUACGCGCUUAGUUAGCGUUAAUUUCUCUUUGUAAUACUAAAACUCAUAUCCUGCUAUCCAAGUAAAGAAUUUAUGCGGGACAUAAUAUUCAUGCAUCAUAAUCCAUGAAUCUCUAUGAAUCAUGUACGGCACAAUAGUGGCCCAACUUUAUACAUUGUCAUGUGCCACUUUAUUUCUAUUGAUCUCCCGCGUAACUCUCGCUAGCGUCUCUGAUUAUAGCGUUCAUAGCAAUUGAACGAACUUCCCUAUAAACUGUUAGUACGAACUCUCCCAAGUCAUUCACAGAACUCGUUUAGAACCUCUAACUUGUAGCGUCUUGAUAGAAGACAACUUGGGAUUGCGUAACUCCCAGCGGGUCAUGUUAAUAUCUGUAUGAAUCUUCGUGAUAACCGCCAUCGAACGUUAGUGAAAUAACUUAGCGUUGGGCUCCACUAGAGGAAUCCUGAUCACUUCCAUCGACAGUAUUGAUCGAAGAAGCAUCGAACGUACGUCUUUGUUAUGCAUCUCAUCGAAGUUAAUGGCCUUCAUUAGCUUCCCAGUUGUAUUGCAUGCUAACACAAGUAUUUAAUCCUAUUACCAGUUUUAUUCAACUAAAAUAUCGUUAAAAAGUAGGAUUUUAGGUCAGGUGUCUAAAUUAUUGUGAUGAUUUUAUCCAUGGCACUGUUCCAUGAACAAUGGAAUAUUACGUGAAUAAUUCUACGUCUUCUGAAUGUUGCGUUUGGGUUAAAAACAGUUUACCUUUCUCUUAGUAGCUAGGCAGAUUUUGCGUUAAGCAUGUUCUGAACAACUCAUUUCAAAAUGUAAAGACACGAAAAUUCAAUUUAAAAGUAUAUUUCGGCGAUUAUAGAUUGGCAGCUACACGGGGUGGCUCCUGAGUAUUAGUAAUUCAGGCCUAGCGACUGUCGGCUGUAAAGUUGCAGGCUUUUGCUUUACGUUAUUCAAUGCUCUGUUUUAAUGAGCGUGUUAUCUCUGCAGGCAAUAUAAACAUUAUAUGCACCGUCACGUUCUCUUAUGUUAAGGUAAUACAAACUGAAUUUCUAGGACCGUUAAUUACUGGCUAUAGCGUUUGUCAGCGUCUCCAUCGCGACUGAACUACGACACGAGAUUGCUUCCUACAUGCGGGACGCGCCGCUGAUUCUCACGUUAGCUUGAUUGCCCUUCACGACACUCACUUUUUUUGAUUUAACAAUGACGAACGUUUAAAGAACACUCGUUACACCAGCUAAGAUUAAUUUAUUAUUUACUUAAUUCCAAAAUUAACCCUAGAUGCGCCCGUUUUGCUAAGCCUUCUUGGUUGACGUGUAGAAUAAUGUACCGAUUAUUCGUAAAACGUAAUCACCCACAAUAAAAUAAUAGUGUAGGUGUUGAUUGUUCUGCAUGUUUUAGAUGUUGCUGAGGAGCCUGCAUUUAUUGUUGGUUAGCAUUCUCGUUGCACUUACAUUUUACGUGUCCGACGCCUGCCGUGCGCCAUGCAUCACUCUUAAUCAUCGCUAUCCGCAUCGCUAAGGACCCAUGCGUUCGAAUUUGUUUUGUCGACUGUUGCAAAUAAAAAGUUUGUGCCAAUCCCCCUCAGGUAAGCGCGUAAUCCCGUGUCAAAUUCAAUGUUCAGUGUUACUUUUUCACGUAAAACGCUCAUUCCUUGCAGCAGUUGUUGAGUCGUCUGGCAUGAAGAUGUAAGGUUUCUGUCACUUCAUUGGGGCUGCGGAGAGAAAGCCUCCUUGGUCUUUGCAAUUUCUGUAUUGACGUGCACUUGCACCGCAGCUAUCGAAGAGUUUGAAGUUAAACAUUGCUCGCUUGAUCCCAUUAAGACUGUUGUUUACUUGUUAUCGAGCUUUAUUUCGAAAUUUCAUCUUUGUAUUUACUUAAUGUUGAAAAUUGUAUUUACUUAAUGUCUAAAUCGUUGUUUCCCGAUUUAAAGUUAUAAACACCAUUCCUCUAGGAGAGAAUCAAUUCUAGUUUGAACACCGAGGCAGCACUUGGUGUCGCACUCCUUGCAUUGAUAUCAUAUCGUCAAUUCGUAUUCGUCCCAGUAUUAAAAUGAUAAUUUGGUUGCUGUGAAGUGUAGUAUCCACUCAAUUCCAGUUGUCUCUAAAUCUAAUUAUUCUGGCGUUGCAGCGAGUUUUAGCGUAGCGUCUGUAACGCCCAGAAUCAAAUUCGUCUCAUUAUAAGGUGGUAGUUUAUAAGCUUGACCACUCCUUUCAAACCGAUAGCGUAUUGCUGGCUGGAACAGUAGAACGGAUACCAGGUUUAAUGGCCUGCGUGUUGCAGCUCCGUACGGUUCCUGUGGAGGCUUUGCGUGAGGUGUCGUGUGAACCAUGGAGUUCCAAGACAAUAACUUAGUCCUAUUAUUAGACCUGCAAGAUUAUCUCGUCUAUGGCGUAAGCUCUUUGUUAUUGCAUUCAUUAUAGUCUUUGCUCAUGACUAGCGAUAAAUGAAUUCUGUUUUCAAUUGCGGUUACUCUAAGCAGGCGAAAUUCGUUUCCUACUGUUAGUUGUUGUUACUCGCCCGUCUUCGAAAAGCUGUAUGUACUCACAAGCUGGAUGUCGUAUUCCUUACUAUAAUUCAUUAUUCUGAAUUUAUUUUUUCAACGUCACAGAUAUCCUGUUAUUAGAUACCAUUGUAUGAAUUUAUUUAUUUAUUCUUAUGUUAACGUUUAUUUACAUCCUAUGCUUUUGUGCCGAAUUUGAAGAAAUUUAAGUCCUGAUCUGGCAUGCGGAAAUGAGUAUAGAAACAUUAAAUAUAAUUGGAAACUUAGCGCGGCAGCUUCUUAAUUAAAUCUGGCGAUUGUUGCCCUGGCCUCGUGAGCAGCAUGGAAGACACGUCAGCCUUCGCCCCUACAUGGUCUGCAACAACCAAGUGUUGUGUCCUCUUCAAUUUUGGUGUAUAAAAUAUGUCACUUUGGUGUGUCUGUGGCAGCUCUCACUUGUUCGUGGUGGCGCCUCUUGUGAAGUUUGUAAUUCCAUUGUGAUGUACAUGUAAGAUAACUAAAAUAUACGUUCGUCGAUUAA